This is a messenger RNA of Henningerozyma blattae CBS 6284, 666 nucleotides long. Its product is annotated as cytochrome b5-like heme/steroid binding domain-containing protein. The transcript has a single exon. The record is from RefSeq and is a predicted model, not a curated record. Lineage: Eukaryota; Fungi; Ascomycota; Saccharomycetes; Saccharomycetales; Saccharomycetaceae. Gene Ontology annotation, molecular function: heme binding. Bases 1 to 666 code for a protein of 221 amino acids.
AUGGAUAACACAGGGAGAUUUAAGGUACCUAGUAUCAAUAUCGAAGAUACAAAUAAAAGAAGGCUGCGAAACAAUACUCCAUCUGUUACUUCUAGUGUCAACGCCAGCAACAAUUUAAGAGUGAGCAGCAGCAUGAAUUUGAAUAUUCAGCAUAAACCUUUGCAUUUUGGAGGGAUGACAAGUGUCAAUCCCAAUACUACUCGUGGUAAGAAAGUGUAUAUUAAGAAAGGAUUUAGUACAAUAAACUGGUAUGAAUUAAAUAAUGAAUCUAGCAAAAUCCAAGGAAAUCAAUUAAUUAGUGGACUUGGUAAAUUAAUUCAAAAUGAGGAAUUUAUUAAAUUAAAUGAAACAGAGAAUCUAAUUAAUUUACAACGUUUUGUUAAUAAUUAUAAUAAAAUCGAACUUUACAAGAUACGACCUAUGUUUAAGAUUAAUCAAAAGAUUUUAAGUGAACAUCAAGAAGUUGAUGAUUGUUGGUGUGUUAUCAAGGGAAGAGUGUACAGUAUAAGUAGAUAUAUGGAUUAUCACCCUGGGGGUAAGCAGAUAUUAAUCAAUACGUGUUUGGGCAAGGAUGUGAGUAAUUUAUUUGACAAGUAUCACAGGUGGGUCAAUGUUGAUAAAUUAUUGGAGAAAUGUUGUGUUGGUGUUUAUACAAGCUCAUACUAG